This is a messenger RNA of Pollicipes pollicipes, 1568 nucleotides long. Its product is annotated as galactosylceramide sulfotransferase. Gene Ontology annotation, molecular function: galactosylceramide sulfotransferase activity. Bases 200 to 1438 code for a protein of 412 amino acids. Gene Ontology annotation, cellular component: membrane. Lineage: Eukaryota; Metazoa; Arthropoda; Thecostraca; Pollicipedomorpha; Pollicipedidae. The transcript has 5 exons. The record is from RefSeq and is a predicted model, not a curated record. Gene Ontology annotation, biological process: glycolipid biosynthetic process.
CGCGUCACCAGUGGGGCCGAGCACGGGAGCUGCGCACGGCGUGGUCGGCCCAGGGUGCUACACGAGGUGGUGAACUGAGCUCCACCAGGAGUGGUGCUCUGAGGAGUGCGCUGGGUAGCGGUGCGGGUGGUGCGCGUGAGUGAAGUGAAAGAAAGGUCGGAGGGGAGUGGCGUCGUCAAAGUUGGAGCAGAGGAGCGUCAUGCGCUGGUGCAGAUCCUGCUUUGCUGAGGGACGCAUGGCUGCGGUGCUGAUGAGACGUGCCGCGACCGUGGGUCUGCUGGUCGCUGGCUUGCUGGUUCUUCUGCUGCUGCUCGCCACCAACCAGCGGACCAGCCACGCUCACAGGGCACUCUUGCCUCCGCACCACCAGCAACUCCCGUCUAUGGCUGGGGACGACGGACCGAAAAUGGCUGGGGACGACAGCGACAGCUGCGUGCCGCGGGACUCUAUCUUCUUUCUGAAAACGCACAAAUGCGCCAGCUCCACUGUGCAGAACAUCCUGAUGCGCUACGGCGAAAAGCACUCGCUCAACUUCGUCCUGGGAAGCACGGGCAACUACGUCGGAUCACCGACGCCGUUCAACAGCCGCCUCAUUCCGGAUUGGCUUUGGCCCCGCUCUGACAAGUUUGACGUGUUCGCGCACCACACGCGGCUGCACGUGGCCGAGACGCGCCGCGUGAUGCAAGAUCACGCUGCGUGGGUCACGAUUCUGCGCGAUCCCGUGGCACAGUUCGAGUCGGCCUUCGACUACUACCACUUCUCGAUUGCGCAACACUGGAAUAUGACGCUGAGACAAUUCAUCGCCCUGCCGCUGGAGAGGAAGCAGGCCCUGGGGAGAAUCGGCUAUGGGCGCUUCGGCGGCAACCAGAUGGCGUUUGACCUCGGAUACGACCCAGCCAUCGUCAGCGAGCCGCGCCUCGUGCAGGCCAUGCUCGACGACCUGGACAAGGCCUUCGACCUGGUGAUGAUAGCCGAGAUGAUGGACGAGUCGCUGGUGCUGCUGCGCCAGCUGAUGUGCUGGUCGAUCGACGACGUCACCUACUUCACCAAGAACGCGCGCUUCGACUCGCUGCGUACCCCGCUGAGUGGCGCCGACCGCGCGGCGCUGGAGAAGUUCCUGGAGCUGGACAUGAUUCUGUACCGCCACUUUCGGCAGCGGCUGGCCCAGCAGAUCGCCGCCGUGCCAAUCGCCACGUUCCUGGCGCACACGGAGGCGCUCGUGGCGCGCCGCCUGCACUACAGGCAGCACUGCGUGGCCUCCGAGGCCAAGGGCAGCGAGCUGCAAGGGCAGCAGCACGAGAUCACCGACCAGGUCAAGGGCUACCGGCUGAUAAACUAUUCCGACUGGAUGUGCUCCCGCCUCGGCAUGGCGGAGAUCGGGUACACGGACCUCCUCCGCGACGGCCAGCGCCAGCGGAUGGCCAUCUGGCGCCGUUAACUGUACAGUGCCUAACGGUUUCCUGUGUUGCAUUUGUCUCGUUUUACAUGGGUGUCAGUCAAUGACUGAUGACUUUUAACAUGUGGCCUUGUUACGCGAUUGCGGAGCGCUUCCCACAGCUUACAUGAAA